Messenger RNA from Drosophila melanogaster (fruit fly), 1184 nucleotides. RefSeq lists its product as uncharacterized. The transcript is spliced from 3 exons. NCBI's taxonomy places the organism in Eukaryota, Metazoa, Arthropoda, Insecta, Diptera, Drosophilidae. The record is from RefSeq and is marked reviewed.
CAAACUGGUUAAUUUGGUGAAGCACGGGCUUGACGGACCAGUGGAGGUACGCGUGAAUCUGAACAACCUGAGUGCCAAGGAGCGACACAACUAUAUACUUAGUAAUUACGUGCUUAACCUACCGAAUGAGACGGAAUCACGUCGGCACAAGCGAGACAUCGAUGUAAUCCGAGAGAAUCACCGCUUCCUGUGGGAGGACGACGAGUUGGAUAGCGACACCCUAAGCUGGGAGCAGCGCUUGGCCCUGCGAUACUACAGGAAGCUAUUUAAGGAGUACUGCAUCGCGGACCUGUCCCGCUACAAGGAGAACAAGAUAGCGCUGCGCUGGCGAACGGAGCAGGAGGUGGUCACCGGAACCGGGCAGUUCCAGUGCGGCAGCCGGCAUUGCGGGGAGCGGGAUAAUCUGCGCAGCUGGGAGGUAAACUUUAGGUAUAUCGAAAAGGGUGAGCCCCUAAAUGCGCUGGUCAAGGUGCGGCUGUGUCCCACCCACACGGAUCAGCUGAACUACCGCACCAAGAAGAGAGAAUGCAAGAAGCGGAGACGCAGGGAAAAGGAGGAACGGCGCGCUGAAAAGAAACGUAAGCGUCGAAAACUCGAUGUUGGUCACGAAAGUUCUGGCGAAGAGGAGGAGGAGCCUGUCGAACCAGCAUCCGAAUCCCAUCCAGAAGCCAGCAAGGAGCCCACAGACUCAAAGGAUGCCACCACGGCAGACGAACAGAUCUGGCAACAACAACCCGAUAUAAGCCGAGAGCAAGCCUCCAGAGAGCAGGAAUUCGAGCGAUAUCUAGAGGAUCUCAUUUUUUAAAAUACAUAGCACAUUUAUUUGGAUUCAACGUAGACACUAGUGCUCUUUUUUAUAGUUACUGGCCGCUAGAUGCGUUCGCUUACGAACUACGAUGUACAUGUACACUCACAUUUACAGGAUUAUUCACAAGAACUGCGUGUUAAAACCGACACCAAAUCUAAAGUUGAACUGGACAUUAAGGCUGUGACUCUGAUUGAUUUUUGGAAACAUUUCCGAAUGGCUACAUUUCAGGCAUGCACCUAGUUCAAUCGCUAUUUCUAUAUCCAUCGAAUGCAAAUCGAAGGUUCGAAAAUACAAUACUAUUUCACCUUACGUUUGUGGUCAAAACAAAUUGUUGAAAUCCAGCCACUGAAGAGUUUCUAAAUAUAAAUCGCUCUAG